Verticillium nonalfalfae is the source of this 1251-nucleotide messenger RNA. RefSeq lists its product as uncharacterized. Bases 1 to 1251 code for a protein of 416 amino acids. The transcript has a single exon. Lineage: Eukaryota; Fungi; Ascomycota; Sordariomycetes; Glomerellales; Plectosphaerellaceae. The record is from RefSeq and is a predicted model, not a curated record.
AUGGGCCGUAGGGCUGUAAAAAACGCCGACGAUUUCUUCCGCCAGAGCAUGAGUAACGAGUUCUACAACAACUCGGCUGAAGUCCUCCUCUCCUCCUUCAAUCACAACGUCAAAGAUAGCGCCUCCCUGUCCAUUGGUGAUGGAGUACGCCCUUCAGCUGACAGCUUCGUCCGCGGGGCAAUCCAGGCGUGGGGCGAGCACCUGCAUUUCGUCGUACGCCCCGAGGAAGUGUGGUUCACCAUAUUGGUCCAAAUGAAUUUCUACAUGAUAUCUCACGCUGAGGACAUCAGGGACUUGUUUGUUGAUCAUGAAGGGCAGGAGACUAUCACAAUCGAGGAUUUCACCUGGGAGCAAGUCCUCAUACGCUUCCAAAACGAGAUUCAAGCCCGCGUCAAGACGGAUUGGCUACAGAAUUGGAUUAUGCCGGACUUCACCACAACAACCCAGGACGAUCUCAUGACAGCCAACAUACUAAUGAUGGGGCUGACGAAGGCCUAUUUCAGGUUCGAAGGCGGCAUCAUUUGCGGCCUCCCGUCCGUUACACUACAGGGAGAAAAGUCGGAUUGGGAGACUUUGCUCGACAAACUCGAACGGCUCCCGGAAUUCGGCGACGAGCCUACCGCAUAUGCUGAACGCCUCCGGCCCAUCCUCAAGCGCUUCCUUAAAUCGUUCGACGAGCCAGACAGUUCGGAGACGGUGCAAUUCUGGAACGACAUCGUGUCUGCCAGAUCCGAGUUUUUCUGCGGCGCACCGCCGUUCUACAUGUCUGGAUGGAUCACAGGGUUCUACUAUUGGAAUGACAGAGGUGAACCCUACGCAAGGAACAGCGCUGAGGGCGACCUCGUUCUUGAUGGCGUGCAGUACCCGUCUCUCGACAUUGGAACAUUGCCCGUGGGGUACGCCAGCGCGCCUUUCGUGAUGCUGGACUACAACGGUACAGACAGAUUUGAGUCGUACGUGCUGGCCGGAACUUUGGGGAAGAAGAUUACGAAUGGCCCCCCCACAGGAUACGCCAAAGCGAUGGAGCGCAUCGGGAGCUACAGCAGCGGUGACACAAAGGGUCACAGCACUUUGCAGUCGCUGUCAGCGUGGGUUGUGAUUGGACCGAAGAGUCACGAUGCCGACAAGAGGCCGCCGUGGCAGGGUGAAGUUGAGCUUGCGGACCUGGUCGGAUCCGUCGAUAGCAACUUUGAGGCAGAUAAGUGUGGUUCGCGAGGGGUUCGGUCGUCGGCACCGAUGAGAAUCGGGUAA